AUGGGAAAUAAGUGCAAGCACUGUGGCAAAUUCCUUGCUACAACAGAUAGCGUUAAAUGCUUAAAAUGUGCUUCCCGCUAUCACCGAGUCUGUCUUAAUAUCAGCCCAAACACUAAAACAAACGGAAAAUGGAUAUGCCGUGAUUGCAAAUCGAGUCCUAAAUUGUGUACACCCGUUCAGGCUCCUUCCCAUCAUCCCGAGGAUGCCGUGGAUGAUACUUUCGCGGAUGCCAACCUUGGCGAAGACACGACGGCAGCACUGUUGCAGGAGAUACGAUUAUUAAGAAAAGAGAUGGCAUCCGUAUCCCGGGAAAUGACUUUUUUUCGAAAAGAGGUCUCUCGGCUUAACUCGACAAUGUCGGAAUUCAAUAAUCGCCUUACUACCGUAGAAAGUAGAAUAUCAGCUUUAGAAAAAGAUGAUAUAAACAAUCAAAGCCAAAUUGAAGAAAGUACUAAAGCGGAAAUAUCGCGCUUGCGUAUGCAAAUGAAUGAUAGGGAGCAGGAAUAUUUAGCAACAGACUUCGAGUUAGAAGGCAUCAUGGAAAAUCCUGGAGAGAAUGUCAACAGCAUCGUGCUGUUAUCUGCUAGAAAAGUCGGCAUCGAUCUCACCAAACAAGACAUCGUGAGUGCAGAGCGAUCGGGACCUCGGCGAUCCGUGGCGGCUGACGGCGAGCGAAUGCGCCCGCGUCCCAUCGUGGUGCGGGUGACGCGCCGCUCACUGCGCGACGACCUGCUGCGGGCAGCUUACAAUCACCUUACAAUCGUUACCUUUUGUUUAGAGCAAAAGAGGAAGGUAACAAGAGAUGCUGGCGUUUUGUGUGGACGAGAGGGGGGAAAAUAUUUGUUCGGUGGAGCACUGAUACACCUAUCUAUCGUAUUCGUGUAG
Messenger RNA from Danaus chrysippus (African queen), 885 nucleotides. The record is from the annotation of a GenBank genome assembly. NCBI's taxonomy places the organism in Eukaryota, Metazoa, Arthropoda, Insecta, Lepidoptera, Nymphalidae.